This is a messenger RNA of Homo sapiens (human), 2436 nucleotides long. It is a transcript of the gene TMEM51, whose product is annotated as transmembrane protein 51. Gene Ontology annotation, cellular component: membrane. The transcript has 4 exons. The record is from RefSeq and is a predicted model, not a curated record. Lineage: Eukaryota; Metazoa; Chordata; Mammalia; Primates; Hominidae. Bases 940 to 1701 code for a protein of 253 amino acids.
AAAGGGCUGGACGCUCACCCAAGAAGGGGACCCCGGCCUGACCUCUCUCGGAAUUCAAAAAAAUCUAAGGCUCAGAGAGGGAAUGGGAGCUGGCUCUUCCCUCUGUGUUUAGCAUCCACGUUUUUUGGCGGUCUGGCUGAAACCAGCCCACCCUAGUUCGGGCGCCAGAGCAACGCAGUUCCGAGGGCAGAUCUCCAAGGGGCGGAGGCAGAGCCGCGGGUGAGAGGCUUCCGCGCCGACUUCGGGUUUGCACUCCCCGGAGCCAGAACUCCGUGGCGGCUCCGGGCCUCCGUGGAUCCGAGCAGAGACUGGCUGCCCGCCUGCCACUCGCAGGCUGGGAAAACGCCAGCCGGUGCCUCGCCGGGAAAGUUCUCGGCAAAGCUGGGGAUGAGCCCUCAGCAGGGCAGGCUCCCGGUGCAGCGCGCCCCCAUCCAUUGCCCGCGCGCAAGAACCCGGAAUGGGCCCCACCUGGGCCGGGACUCGGGCGUGCGAUCCCGAGGGCGCCCUGGGGACCACGCAUCGGGUGGGGACCCUGGCCGAGGGCGUGAGCUGACUCAGUUUUUAAAAACUCGCUUCCUCCUUCCCUACUUGUGCCGGUCACUCACCUCGCUGGGAACCAGCCCAGGGCAGAAGGGGGAGAGGGAGGCGGUGGCCUCCCCAGGAAGGAGGAGAGGUGGAUCUUUAACUCAAGACUAGCAUGAAGAGUUGCCUUCUGGCCUGCCCUGAGUCUCCUCAAAUAACAACAGGCCCUUCCACCGCAGCCAUCCGCACGGGAGGCCUCGCGAUUGCUCGGAACCAUCCCGCAGGAGUUCAGCUGAUAUUUUCUAGUGUGGGGCGAGAGAUUUUGUGGAGCGCAUUUAAGGGGUUUUUGUUGUGACUGCUGCCUUGUAUACAUUUAUUUUCUUUCUUGGAACUGGGCCUCGCCCUCCUCCCACUGACAUGAUGGCCCAGUCCAAGGCCAAUGGCUCGCACUAUGCGCUGACCGCCAUCGGCCUGGGGAUGCUGGUCCUUGGGGUGAUCAUGGCCAUGUGGAACCUGGUACCCGGCUUCAGCGCGGCCGAGAAGCCAACAGCUCAGGGCAGCAACAAGACCGAGGUGGGUGGCGGCAUCCUCAAGAGCAAGACCUUCUCUGUGGCCUACGUGCUGGUCGGGGCCGGGGUGAUGCUGCUGCUGCUUUCUAUCUGCCUGAGUAUCAGGGAUAAGAGGAAGCAGCGGCAGGGCGAGGACCUGGCCCAUGUCCAGCACCCGACAGGCGCUGGGCCUCACGCCCAGGAGGAAGACAGCCAGGAGGAAGAAGAGGAGGAUGAGGAGGCUGCCUCAAGGUACUAUGUUCCCAGCUACGAGGAAGUGAUGAACACAAACUACUCAGAAGCAAGGGGAGAGGAGCAGAACCCGAGGUUGAGCAUCUCUCUCCCGUCCUAUGAGUCACUGACGGGGCUCGACGAGACCACCCCCACAUCCACCAGGGCUGACGUGGAGGCCAGCCCUGGGAACCCCCCUGACAGGCAGAACUCUAAGUUGGCCAAACGACUGAAACCGCUGAAAGUUCGAAGGAUUAAAUCUGAAAAGCUUCACCUCAAAGACUUUAGGAUCAACCUCCCAGACAAAAACGUCCCUCCUCCCUCGAUAGAGCCUUUGACUCCUCCACCGCAGUAUGAUGAAGUCCAGGAGAAGGCCCCCGACACCCGGCCGCCCGACUGAAUGGCCCCACUUGAGCCACGCUCCCUCCUGUCUCUCACACCUUUCACCCCCAAGACUCUAACAAAGCCACAUGAGCCACAGUUGAGAAGCGGAGGGGCCAGCUGUGCAUGGAGCCAUUUGGAUGGCGGCGGGCGGGGGGGGAUUCUCUGUAUCAGGAGUGACUUUGUUGCCCCACACAGCCUCCUGCUGCAGGUGCUUUGGAAAGAGAUGCUGCCUUGGAGCUGGUGAAUCUGUGGACCACAUUCAAGGGUGUGGCACAGGCAUCUUCCCAUCCUUUUCACUCCGAAUCGCUGGCGACACAUUCUCCUUUCCAGCUAGGAAAGGGUUCCUCGCGGCUGGUUUAGAUUGUGGUUGUUUGUUUUGCUUCUACUAAGACUGUUUUGUUUCAAAAAGGAAACAAGUUUUGUGUUUGCUGUCUACGCUGGAGUCCUGAACUGUGGGUAGAAAACACGACCUGGCUUUGUAGAAAGGACACAGGGCUGUUUUAUGAACUAAGCGGUGAGGCUCAGGUGGCGGCUCUCGCAGAGCCCCUGAUGCUGUUGUUCUUUGAGGGCUUAAGGCCUGAUGAACGUAGGCACGUGAUGCAUAAUAGUCUUCAAUGGUACACUUAACUAGUCUCUUCUGUGUAACAGCAAAAAAAAAAAAAAAAAGAAGAAGAAAGAAAACUGUAGGAAAUGUUCUUUUUGAAAUGCCAUGCAAUGGAGCUUUUUGUAAUAAAAUAUUUUAUAUGUAGUA